AUGCGGAAGCGGCCACGAGACGACUCGGACGACUUCGAGCGGUACGAACGCGCCGUCGACGUGCGCCGGCGCCGCGCCGAAAAACCCGAUCAAUCGCGCCACAAGCGCCUGCGCCGCGACGAACCCGACACGGACUCGGACUCGCCGGCGCGCCAGCUGCGCAACGGCAUGGCGACGGCCGGUCCCACGACACAGCCGAGUCCGCGGCGCUCGACGCCCAGGGUUGAGGUGCCCCCACCCAGCACGGCAUCGUCAAUCAUCACCACAACGGACCGCAAGCGCUGGCUGCCGCAGGAGGAUAACCGGCUCAUCCGGAUGAUGCGGCUGUUCGGGGUGAAAUGGGCGAAGAUUGAGAAGGAGAAUGAGAUCCAGCCGCUGAUGCCGGACGAGCUGAGCAUCGAGGACCGCAACCAGGUGCAGUUGAAGGAUCGGGCACGGAAUCUGAAGAUGAAGUUUUACCGUGAGGGACAACCCCUUCCGCCAAAUUUUGACAAGGUGACGAUGGGGAAGAAGUACUACGACCAGCUGAGGAGACUUGGGAUCAACGUUCCGGACCACCACAACCGACAAGACACCUACAAACGCGCCCUCCGGCACGACCAAGCCCCCCGCCGCACCGGACGGGCUCGCCGAUGGACUCGCCGUACCAGAGGUGGCACCCGCCGACCCUGUCGCCACAACCGCCGACGAAACAGUGGUAGUCAUAGUAGAAGUCGGCGCCGCCGCGACAGAGGUCCCCAUACUAGUAGCAGUAGCUUGCGUCUUGGCCGUGGAUGGCUCCGGCUCCUCGGGCGCCGUCAGAAUCGAAUUCGGAAUCGGCGCCGUCUUGUACCCGUCGAUGGCGCCGGCACUCCCGGUAGGCAGCGGGACGCCGGUCUGCACGACGGUGGGGUUGACGCUGAGCGAGGCGAGGGGGUCCGGGUGCGCGCCGUCCGGGUGUGUAUCCGGGGCAGUGACGAUGACAGACUCGGCGGCGGGAUCGAUGCGGCGGCGCAGGCCGGGGGUGAGGAUUGUCCAGGCAAUUGGGCCGCCGCCUGUCGUGAGUCAGUUUCUCUGUGUGUUUGGAUGGGGGCGAGGGGGGAGUAG
This is a messenger RNA of Aspergillus terreus NIH2624, 1086 nucleotides long. Its product is annotated as telomere repeat binding factor family protein. The transcript has 3 exons. NCBI's taxonomy places the organism in Eukaryota, Fungi, Ascomycota, Eurotiomycetes, Eurotiales, Aspergillaceae. The record is from RefSeq and is a predicted model, not a curated record. Bases 1 to 1086 code for a protein of 361 amino acids.